Sander lucioperca (pikeperch) is the source of this 893-nucleotide messenger RNA. It is a transcript of the gene ndufb9, whose product is annotated as NADH:ubiquinone oxidoreductase subunit B9. Gene Ontology annotation, biological process: mitochondrial electron transport, NADH to ubiquinone. NCBI's taxonomy places the organism in Eukaryota, Metazoa, Chordata, Actinopteri, Perciformes, Percidae. Bases 81 to 608 code for a protein of 175 amino acids. The transcript has 4 exons. The record is from RefSeq and is a predicted model, not a curated record.
UACGGUCAUAACGUCCACACGCCACAAAAUCCCAGAAUCCUCCGCGCCGCUCGCCGAGAAGGUGACAGGGGACGGUGAAAAUGGCCACUGCCUAUCUCACUCACCACCAAAAAGUGUUGCGACUUUACAAGAAAUCACUGCGACACCUCGAGUCAUGGUGCAUCUUUAGAGACAAAUAUCGGUUCUACGCCUGCAUGCUGCGGGCUCGCUUCGAUGAGAACAAGGGCGAGAAGGACAUGGUGAAGGCCACCAGGAUGCUGAAGGCGGGGGAGGAGGAGUUCUGGUCCAACCAGCACCCGCAGCCCUACAUCUUCCCCGACUCUCCCGGAGGAACGUCCUACGAGAGAUACGAGUGCUACAAGGUCCCCGAGUGGGUGCUGGACCACUGGCACCCCUCAGAGAAGGCCAUGUACCCGGACUACUUCUCCAAGAGAGAGCAGUGGAAGAAACUGAGAAUGCAGAGCUGGGACAAAGAGGUCGCCCAGCUGCAGGCCGAGACUCAACCCGGCGGCCCCAAGACCGAAGCCCUCCCUCCUGCCCGCAAGGAGGGAGACCUCCCCCCUCUGUGGUGGCAGUACGUCACCCGCCCCAGGGAGCGCCCCACAUAAACAACCUCCACCUCCUGGGGUCGGUCACCCCCCUCAGUCUGAGAGGAAACAACAGCAGAAGCAGCACGAAGGCUGGCUGACCUCUUAAUGGAUUACCACCUGUCUGUAAAGAAUCAGUCAUUCACCUGUGCAGGUUGCAUGGCUGACAAAUCAGACCUGCCUGAAUUCACACGGAUCCUUUUACGUAGUAGUCAGUUUAAGGAGGUUGGUGACUUUGAAAAGUCCUGUACAUGUUUCAAAUAAUACCUGUAAUUGUUCCGAUAAAUAAAUAUAUGAUGUAAAUUG